AUGUCUUCUAUCACAACGGUGCCUUCGAUAUCGAAGAAAGUAUCUCCGCGAUUUUACACCCCAGCUGAAGUCAAGAAACACGAUACUCCCGAAGAUCUUUGGAUGAUUUUCUACAAUAAAGUCUACGACGUAACAUCAUUUGCUGCUGACCAUCCUGGAGGAGUAGAAGUGCUCUUUGAUUGUGGAGGAGUUGAUGCCUCCGAAGCUUUUGAAGAUGUAGCUCAUUCUGACGACGCUGUUAACAUGUUGGCGCCGUAUUUCAUUGGAGAUGUAGUUCCAGAAGAGCAUCGCAAAUAUGCGAACGAGCGAAACCCAGUCACACAGUACAUGAAAAGCAAAGUUAUACCGUCUUCGUCUCCUAGAAGAAAGCGCAAUAAUAAAAAGAAAGUUGACAAAGUUUUUGUCGAGAAACUCACUGUGGUAUUGUUGGUCUUUCUUGCCGUCUUGUCGUUCGCAUUCUAUGUCAGUCUUCAGAAGUUUAAGUGGUCGCCAUAA
Scheffersomyces stipitis CBS 6054 is the source of this 495-nucleotide messenger RNA. RefSeq lists its product as uncharacterized. Gene Ontology annotation, cellular component: endoplasmic reticulum membrane; intracellular membrane-bounded organelle. Gene Ontology annotation, molecular function: heme binding. Lineage: Eukaryota; Fungi; Ascomycota; Pichiomycetes; Serinales; Debaryomycetaceae. Gene Ontology annotation, biological process: sterol biosynthetic process. The coding region runs from base 1 to 495 and encodes 164 amino acids. The transcript has a single exon. The record is from RefSeq and is a predicted model, not a curated record.